AGUGAAAGAAAGGAAAAGCAAGGAGUUCCUAAAGAAGCUAUGGAUAACCAAGACACAUCUUCAUUAACUUGUAUUGUAGCACAAGUGGCAAAGCAGCAGCAAUUACAAACAUCAGAGAUAGAAAAAAACAAAAAAGUUCUAUUCUAUUUGCAGAAUGAACUUCAUGAGCUUGAAAAACAAAUAGCAGCUGUCUCUGCAGAAACUAAAGAAACAGAGAGGCAAAUUUUUCAGCAAGAUGCUGCUAUGGAGAAUACCAAACUUCACUGUGGAAGCCUGGAAACUCAAAUUCAGUCCUUACAUACAGAAAAUGUAAAGCUUAAAUUUGACAUAGAAACAGCCCAAGAAGAUUUUGAGGAACACAUGAUAAGAUAUAAUGUAUAUUAUUCAAAAAUAAAAGCACAUAAAGAUAGUUUGGGGGAGAUAGAAAGCAAAUGGUCAUUUAUGACUGAACUCCAGGAAAAACGAGAUCUUGUUAAAAAACUAAAGACAAUGAAAGAGGAACUUAUGCAAGAUCUCCAAAAUCCACAAGGGAACCGAAUAACACAAGUACAGGAAGACAUUACAAAGCUAAAGGACAAAAUUGUAACUAUAAAAGAAUCUAUCAUUGAAAAAUCUUGUUUUCUUGAGGAAGAAAAAAAGACACAUGAAAAAUUAAGAAAAGAAAUAGAGGUGCAACAUAAGAGAUAUGAUGCAAUUCUUAAGCGUUUGCAUUGUCAGGUGAACAAGCUUCAGUCAAAUAGAAGACAAUGGCAAUGGAACAUUCAGCAACUGGAAAAAACUGCAGCUGAACUAAGAAAAUGCAUUAGAAUGCAAGAAUAA
Molecule: messenger RNA, 819 nt
Organism: Cynocephalus volans (Philippine flying lemur)
Lineage: Eukaryota; Metazoa; Chordata; Mammalia; Dermoptera; Cynocephalidae
Gene: CCDC122
Product: coiled-coil domain containing 122
Exons: 5
Coding region: 40-819 (259 amino acids)
Source: RefSeq, a predicted model, not a curated record